Lutzomyia longipalpis is the source of this 7411-nucleotide messenger RNA. RefSeq lists its product as uncharacterized. The record is from RefSeq and is a predicted model, not a curated record. The transcript has 6 exons. Lineage: Eukaryota; Metazoa; Arthropoda; Insecta; Diptera; Psychodidae. The coding region runs from base 1357 to 4848 and encodes 1163 amino acids.
CAGGGAAGUGUUCGUGGAAUUUUCUAUUUCUAUCAUUUGUGUGGAAUUUCUCCGCGGACUGUAGUAGUGAGCUUCGUAAUUUUAUUGGGGUGCAUGACAUUUAAAAAUUUUAAUGUAACUGUCGUUUUUUUUCUUUCAAUUUCAUUGAAAUUUGUUUUUGCUUGAGUUUCAUUGAGAUGAGGUGUUGGAGAGGCAGUAAAAGGUGGAGUAUAUUCUGCAAAUCAGGAAUGCCCGUAUAAAAGUACAUUGAGAAAAAGUCAGCUAUCCCUAUUUGGUGCCAUGUGAUUUAUCGAGCUGAUUCAGGCAGAAGGGCUUCGUGGAAGCAGCUCAGAAGAGUAUUUGACUCCAUCACAGUCGCCGGUGAAGUUACCAAAAUCACCCCGAGGUUACAGAGAAGGAUUUAAGAAACAGGGAUCGGGCUUUUACGUUUAACUUUUCAUGGAAACCAUUAUAGGAUGAAAUCGACAGACGAAGUUGUGUACGGUUGAGCACGCUCUGUGUACUUGCACUGGUCUUAGGGUAUUAAGACAGGAUGUGUUUGGAAUAUCUGAAAUGAAUCUGGGAAGUGUCGCCGUACUUAAUGUAGACACUUUCCUAGCUUUUUGGAAGAUUUUGGAUUGAUUUAUGUUAAGUGUCAAAGCAGUGUCUUACCGCCUUGGGGGAUACGAAGAGCCUUAGCGGCUCAGUGAUCUUCAGCACUGCUUUGGAGGACAACAACAAUCUACAAUCUACAAUGGAUAGAAAUCUGUGUGACGAUAUUUUCCCGCUAUUUUAUUGCCCAAGGAAGAGGGAAUCCCGUACCUUUGAAACGUCUUAAAUAAAGGCCUGAUGAUGACCAAUAUAUUUGGCCGAAACGCGUCGCUAAACUAAACAUCGACUUCAUUCACUGAUGAGUGCUCCCCCGAAGAAAAAAAAAGCGAGUUUACAUUUCAUAACGUAACAUAGAUCUCAAAGAGAAGUGCAAAGACUGCAUAAUUCCGGAUACCAAAGCUAAGGAAAUGGUGGAUUAGUCCGGAUUCAGCUUUACAAUUUUAGCCAGAGCUUUUGUCAAUGCACAAAAAUCUUACAAUUUUGUAACUCUAUAAAAAGCCGGAGCAGGGUAUACAUUUUAUCUUGUUGAUGAACCUCUUUUUGUACGCCAACAAACACAGAAGCAAGUGAAAGUGAUUCGAACUGGAGGGUGGAUGACUGUGCGAGGGUGGCCGAAUGAGGGUGCCGAGGUUCUUGCUAGCCGCUCAUCGAGCUCGGCGUUCAGUCAGAAAAAUCGCGUCCGCGAGGUAGCCAGCAGCUACAUCCCUAGCGCGCGUUUUGUGUCGGAAUGAUAAGGUGGUGAACAUCUUGUGAAGUUCUAUCGUGAUGGCAGCUUCUGUAUACGCCACUCCACCACCUGAUUUAAGUGGCGAAGACACAGCCCUCAGCGAUAUUUCAAAUUCUUCACAAGCCAACAGUACAAAUUCAACGUCACAGAAAUUAGCCACCAAAAGAACUUUGUCAACAUCAUCCUCAUUUGUGAAUAAUUCACCGAAUUCAUGCAACUCAUCAUCUACCACUGGAUCAACAACAGCUGCUGCAGCAAAUAAUGGAGGUGGUGGCGUGGGAGAGUCCACGGCGGCGGAUCUUUCGAAAAAGCGACGUAAACAGUCAACACCUAUUAGGAUCUCAGCUCUCUCGGAUACAGUGGGUGCAAAUAAUGGGGUGGGUGAGGAAAUGAUGAUGGACUCAUUGGCGGAUAAAUCGGUGGAUGUUGUGCAGAAAGCGGCACUUCUUUUUGGACACCUGCAGCAGUUGCAGGAUUCACAGAGUCCGCACGAGCAGUCGGCCAAUGAGAUAAACUUUGCUUCAUUCGUUGAAACAGAAAUGAAGUCCCGCAGUACAGAUGCAUCUGAAGAUGAUGAUGAGGGCAAUCGAUCCCCUUGCAUGCUAAAUUGCACGGAGUGUGAAGCGAAAUUUCGAUCAGAGUUAAAAUUGAAGAUUCAUCUAAUGCAUGAACACAAGAUUGUUUCCUUCAAGGAAACACAGAACAGAGGAUCCCCGGAAGCUGGGGAGAAAAUUAAUGAAUUACCAAUGAUUCGAGUGAAAAAGGAACCAAUGGAGUGGGAGGGUGAAGAGCGCCGUAUGGAGGCUACAAACUCUUCCAAACAGGACGACUGGUUAGCAUCGCUUGCAACAGCAGGACUCCCAUUUCCAUUUCCACCAGAAGCUGCGGCUGCACUAACUGCUGGCGGUUAUUUGCCACUCCUGGGCGUUCCACCUGUGGCUCCAUUCUCAACGAAUGCCGAUGGCCUCCCUUUGCCACGUCCAAAUGCACCCCAGUUGCGCAUCUUCAAUCCCGAAGCAUACUGCGACCUGUGCAACAAGGAAUUCUGCAACAAGUACUUCCUCAAAACGCACAAGGCUAACAAGCACGGCAUCUAUGAGACUCCUGUGCCAACUGUAAAUGAAGUCGCUCAGGCUGGUGAGCGCCAGGCGCAGCAGAUUCAUCAGAGCAUGGCGCAGGUGUUCCAGCAACAGCAUCAGCAGCAACAGCAGCAACAACAGCAACAGCAGCAACAAAAUCUGCUACCGCCAGAGCCGACAAUUUUCUGUGACAUUUGCUACAAGAAAUUCACAAAUAUAUUUGCCAUGAGGCGUCACAGGGCUAAAGCUCACGAAACUGAGGAUAACAAGACGGAACAGGAAUCAUUUGAUGGAGAAAAUCAACCAUUUAGGCUGCCAGAUGAUUUUCGCCAGGACUUUACAAUUGAACAAGAAGACACGAAUUUUACACCACAGCCACGAAAAUUGUCACCAGCAUCGAGUCAGCAGGCAAGAGAAGCGAAUUUCAGCGUGGAGAAACUAAAACGACUUGGUGUAAUCAAUCCUGAAGCAUUCUGUGAACUAUGCUGCAAGGAAUACUGCAACAAAUACUUCCUACGGACGCACAAGCUAAAACGUCAUGGAAUUUUGAUGCCACCAGAUGAUGCCAAGGAGAAUGUAAAUGAACGCAAUCCUUGGCACUAUGUGCAAACAAGUCCGCUUAAUCUUAUUAUGGGAGCUGACUUUGGUCAAGUACAGCAACUGCAGCAGAAGAUGCUUAAUGAGAUAGCUGAGAGACCUCUUAAGUCUCCGGCAGAGAAGACAGCUUUGGAUGGAAAAUACAGCGGUGAUGCAAUGAAAUCCGAUGAAGGUGACAAGACAACCGACUCUAAAUCACCUAGACGAACUCCAACGUCUCCUAUGACUGUUGCACAAGGAGAUACAGAUGCUAUAAGUGUUGAUCUGCAGAAGCUUCAGUCGAUGAUUCUCCAGCUAAAUGAUCUCAAUGCACAGCGAGCUACUCAGUGUACAGUUUGUGGUAAGGAGCAAGAGAACCAAUACAUGUUGCAUGCUCACAUGAUUGCAGAACAUGGAAGUAUGACGUCUGCACCGGUGGAAAAUAUCAAAACCAGCCGUAGUUCAACUCCAGGCCCUUCGGCUCAAACAACUCCGAGUCAACCGACUGGAGAAAUGUGCAAACAGUGCGAUAAGGAGUUUCCAAAUAUUGCAAGUCUCAAGCAACACGUUGUGGAGGUUCACACAUCCUCUGCUAGUCCUCCGUUACCAAAUCGUGAAGGUUUCGUAACGCCUGAGCGUCCUAGUGGAUCAGUUCUCCAAAUGCCAGCUACACCACAUCAGGCCGAUCGUCGACCACCCUAUACAAUUACACCAACAUCAAGCUACUGCGAAAUCUGCAAUAAAGAGCUGUGCAACAAGUACUUCAUGAAAACUCAUAUGCAGAGGAUGCAUGGGAUUGAAAUAGAAAAUGGCGCUCAGAUUGGCGGUGUGAUCUGCAACAUUUGCAACAAGGAACUGUGCAGUAAAUAUUUUCUACGUGUGCACAAGCAUAACACGCAUGGAAUAGUCGAGGAGGGUGCUCCGCUACCUCAAUCACGUCAGAAUGGAGAUCAAGCUACUGCAGCAAGCGCAGAGGAAACAUCUGGCUUUGGGAGCAUUGAUGGCAGUAGCAACAUGAAACCGGGUGACUUGGCAGAUCUCAGUAAUCGCUAUUUCUCCCACUUCACCGAAGUUUGUCCCCUCUGUAGUCGUCGAUUCCGCAGUUCGAAGUGGCUUCGAGCACACUUAAUGAGUGAUCACGGGAAAGCGGGAACGGAUAAGCUACGUGACAUUGAACAGAGACUAAAUCUAACAAAAGCACACAGUCCCACGCUCAAAAUUCCUAAUGGGGCUUUUGGCCUUGCAGCCGAAGCUAGUGCUCUGAAGUCUUCACUCUCGGGGUUGUUUGUAACACCACCUGGCACUGCAAAUGUAGCCACAAGUGUUGCUGAUGAGGCUAUCAUGAACAGCGGUGGUAGUGGACGAAUGAAAGACUACCAGUGUUCUUUCUGUUCCUUCUCGACACCCUACUACGCUUUCCUCUUCAUCCAUGAACGUUCUCAUACCCUCAUCAGUCCUGCUGCUGUUGCAUCACUCACUGCAGCAGCAUCACAUCGCAAUCCACCGAGUAGCCAUCAGUCUGAGGGAGCUGUGUCACUUGCAAAGGAGCCACUUAGUAUGUCGCGGCACUUUCAGCCACCACCGCCACCGCCCGCCGCCACCUCCAGCGACGUCGCCUCGGCACCACCCACCAUGACCAAGUCUGAAUCCAACAGUAUGCUCGCUGACAUGGCUAACCUGACGCAGCGUCCAGCCAUCUAUGCCCUGCCACAGGAAUCUGAACCAAUGAUCAUGCAGUCAUUCCUCCUGGAAGAAGCCAUGGUAACUGAAUCAACUAAGGAUACAAACAGGUUUGUGCCAGCAGUUGUCUUUUUGCCCGUACGUGAGCGCAUCAGUACCUCCAUUACGGUGUCGUUCUCAUUGACGCCUGCCUAGAGGCUCCUACCACCAUCAUCUGACCUUUUCUUUAGCCUCCCCUACGAACCUGUGAUCCCCAUGAACUUUCCCCCUGUCCCUCUAAGCUCCAUGCGAACCUCGCAUUCCAUUCCAAUGAUCCAAAGACAACCCUCAAAACAUUCCACAUGGGGCUUUCCUUUCAUUAGAGAAUCAAAUUGUAUGUAUCCAAUGCGACAAGAGAAGAAAGCUCUCAGGGGAAAAUCCUCAGAUAAGGGAGGGUAAGAUAACAAAGCAAAACAUGACGAUUAUGAAGAAAUCAACACAAAAACGGAAAGACUGAGAACGAGUUUUUUGUUAAAACGAAAAGACAUUUUCAUGAAUUUUGACCACAAAACUUGGCUUAGGGCUAAGUUAGCCAUCAAACGAGGUCGUCUUCCGGAGGCUACAUCCUUAAGCGGGGACAUCUGAAAGACCUAAAAUAUACAAGAAAAGGCAAAAAGAGGAAUCGACGCAAACAAAAUGAGAAAACACCUUACACCUAAAGAAAAAACAAAAAUAUCGAGAACAUCUUGUUAAAUAAUAAUUGUAGUUUUAUUAAUGAAUUUUUUAAAAAGAAAAAAAAAUGAGGAUGGAAUGAGAACUAAAUAGAGUCAAAUAAUAAAUUCUAGUUAUUAAAGAAGAAGAAUAAAAUUAUAAUUCUUGGUGAUGUUCUAACAAAGUUCCUAUAAAUAAAUCUAAUGAAAGUAUAAAGAGUAAAACUAGUGGAGAUAACGAUGGAAAUUAAAAGAUUAAAGUCUUUUUUUCAUGGAAAUAAACUAUCUCGAUAUAAGAAGGAUACAAAAUCAAAUCAAUAAAUGAUAAAAAGAAACAUUUUUGAAUUAAAUUCUUGAAAUUUUAGGGGUUUUUUUAAGUUAUAAAUUAUUGGCUUUUGCUCAAAAAAUUUUUCCCAAUUCUCCAAAUAAAAUUUGCAUAAAGGAUAUCUAUAUAAUAAAGAAAGGUCUCUCUAAAAUUUCGUUCCUGUUCAUCUAUGCAUUUCUACACCGUUGGUCCGAUCGUGAUGAAAUUUGGUAGAGAGACUCCUGAUACCAGGCGGUUUUUACCAACGACAUUCAUUUUCCCCCCAGAGCCCCCCUUCACAUAGCCCCCAUAUAAAAAUCACGCUUUUUUGACUACUUUUUGAAUCUGGCGCCAUAAAUGUUGUAUGAAAUUCACUUUUUCCCUUUGAAAUAUCUGUUGGAGGUUUUUGUGUGGCCCAUCUAUAUAAUAAAGAAAGGUCUCUCUAAAAUAUGGUGUCUGUUCAGUUAUGCAUUUCUACACCGUUGGUCCGAUCGUGAUGAAAUUUGGUAGAGAGACUCCUGAUACCAGGCGGUUUUUACCAACGACAUUCAUUUUCCCCCCAGAGCCCCCCUUCACAUAGCCCCCAUAUAAAAAUCACGCUUUUUUGACUACUUUUUGAAUCUGGCGCCAUAAAUGUUGUAUGAAAUUCACUUUUUCCCUUUGAAAUAUCUGUUGGAGGUUUUUGUGUGGCCCAUCUAUAUAAUAAAGAAAGGUCUCUCUAAAAUAUGGUGUCUGUUCAGCUAUGCAUUUCUACACCGUUGGUCCGAUCGUGAUGAAAUUUGGUACAGAGACUACUGAUACCAGGCGGUUUUUACCAACGGCAUUCAUUUUCCCCCCAGAGCCCCCCUUCAUAUAGCCCCCAUAUAAAAUUCAUGUUUUUUUUACUACUUUUUGAAAUUGGCGCCAUAAAUGUUGUGUGAAAUUCACUUUUUCCCUUUGAAAUAUCUGUUGGAGGUUUUUGUGUGGCCCAUCUAUAUAAUAAAGAAAGGUCUCUCUAAAAUAUGGUGUCUGUUCAGUUAUGCAUUUCUACACCGUUGGUCCGAUCGUGAUGAAAUUUGGUAGAGAGACUCCUGAUACCAGGCGGUUUUUACCAACGACAUUCAUUUUCCCCCCAGAGCCCCCCAUCACAUAGCCCCCAUAUAAAAAUCACGCUUUUUUGACUACUUUUUGAAUCUGGCGCCAUAAAUGUUGUAUGAAAUUCACUUUUUCCCUUUGAAAUAUCUGUUGGAGGUUUUUGUGUGGCCCAUCUAUAUAAUAAAGAAAGGUCUCUCUAAAAUAUGGUGUCUGUUCAGUUAUGCAUUUCUACACCGUUGGUCCGAUCGUGAUGAAAUUUGGUAGAGAGACUCCUGAUACCAGGCGGUUUUUACCAACGACAUUCAUUUUCCCCCCAGAGCCCCCCUUCACAUAGCCCCCAUAUAAAAUUCAUGCUUUUUUGGCUACUUUUUGAAUCUGGCGCCAUAAAUGUUGUGUGAAAUUCACUUCUUCCCUUUACAUUUUUUUUUGAUAUUGAUAAGUGCAUGCUUCAUCACAAUUUUUCUCUUUCUAAAACUUGCGCGAAGCGCAACAAAUCCCCGCGAAGCGGGGCGAGGUAAAUUGGAGCGAAGCGACAAUUUACCUCGUUUGCUAUAUAGAUUCAACAAGAGAAUUAUAUACCUACAUAAUUCCUAAACAGAGAGCCAGGUUUAAUUUUUUUAAACAAUAUACAGGGUUAUUCUCAAUAUUACAGGAUUAAUUCAAAACCAGGAAAUUGAUUCAUUUAAAAUUU